Megalops cyprinoides (Indo-Pacific tarpon) is the source of this 2040-nucleotide messenger RNA. RefSeq names its product cytosolic sulfotransferase 3-like. The coding region runs from base 290 to 1156 and encodes 288 amino acids. Lineage: Eukaryota; Metazoa; Chordata; Actinopteri; Elopiformes; Megalopidae. The transcript has 8 exons. Gene Ontology annotation, molecular function: sulfotransferase activity. Gene Ontology annotation, biological process: sulfation. Gene Ontology annotation, cellular component: cytoplasm. The record is from RefSeq and is a predicted model, not a curated record.
GUAGAAAAAACAGAAUACAAAAAGAAAAUAUGUUCUUGAGUAGAUUUCCAAAAGAUAAGGAGGAAUGAAGGGGGCGGGAGAGAGAGGGUGAAGAAUGUAAUGCAAAAAUAAACAGUGGAAACAGCAGGGGUGGGGGAGUCCACAGAAGAAAAGGAGAUAGGGAUACUGUGGGAGAGAAGAAUUAGAGCUCCACAGAACACUUGGUCAUAGAAGGAAGUAUUUACAGAUACUUUAAGGGACCAGAGUUGAAACCAACAGCAAUUUUUUGUCUCUGUCUUCUUUGUCAGAAAUGAGUGGGAGGCCAGAAGUAUUUGAGUUUGAAGGCAUCAGCUUGACUCACUUUUUCACAGAUAACUGGGAGAAUGUGAAAAACUUUAAAGCUAGACCAGAUGACAUACUGAUAGCCACCUACCCCAAAGCAGGCACAACAUGGCUGUCAGAAAUAGUAGACCAGCUGUAUUUUGGAGGGAUAGAGGGGCGUACUAUUCCCCUUUAUGAACGAGUACCCUUCCUGGAGCUCUGUGGUGCAGGAUUUCGGCCAGGAACAGAGGCUGCGGACAAUCUCCCUUCUUCUCCUCGUCUCAUUAAAACUCACCUGCCUGUACAGCUGGUCCCAAAAUCAUUCUGGGAGCAAAACUGCAGGGUGCUAUAUGUGGCCCGCAACCCUAAGGACACCAUUGUGAGCUUCUAUCACUUUGACAGGAUGAACCAGAUCCAGCCAGAGGCAGGACCCUGGGAUGACUACAUCCAUAAAUUCAACUCUGGGAAAUUGGUGUUUGGUUCCUGGUACGACCAUGUCCAGGGGUGGUGGGACCGAGGAGAGAGUUAUCCCAGGAUGCUCUAUCUUUUCUAUGAAGACAUGAAAGUGGACCUCAUGGGUGAGAUCUCUCGUAUAUGCUCCUUUCUUGGUCUAUCACCAUCAGAGAAAGAGCUACAAAGAGUGACAGGGUUAACAAAGUUUGAGGUGAUGAAGGAAAACAGUAUGGCUGACUACUCCUCCAUUGGUGUGCUGGACCAAUCUAUCUCUCCCUUCAUGAGAAAAGGGACAGUUGGUGAUUGGAAGAAUCACUUCACAGUUGCUCAGAAUCAGGCCUUUGAUGAAGAAUACAAGAAAAGGAUGGGGAAGAGCACUCUGACUUUCAGAAUGGAGAUCUAGGAAAGGAGACACUGACUGCGCUUUACCCCCCCACACACAUUGCCACUGCACUGAUCCUGAGCUGAGAAUGCAUAUAAAAAUGUACAGCAGUUAAUUAAAUAAACAUGCAGCUCCUUUAUGGACUGUUUAACUAACAUUCAGGCAGAGACAUAGCUCAAGGCUUAGUGGAUAUGUGUUGAACAUUUUGUUGUUCAGUUGUUCAGUUAAGAUAUUACUAAGCAGUGGAAUAUUCCUUUGUGCCACUCAGAAUAUAGUUCCCUGACUCCUUAUGUGACAAAUGUAAUCCCACACAGUACAUUCAUUGUGUCACAGCAUCAGGGUCCUCACUAAAACCAAGUGAAUUUUAUUUUUAUAAGGUUGUACAUUAUUCUUAUUCUCGUACAUGGGAAAUACCAGAUUUUCCGGCAGCCAGAUACAUAGAAUAAGGUAUCUUUGCCAGAUAGAUAAAGGUUACCAUGUUCCGGUCUACUACAUCAUUAAAAAUGCAUUGCCAGGAUGACCUUUCUUAGCUUUUUCAAGCACACUGUCUUAAUUUCUUCUCUUUUCUGCCUUUCCCGCCAUACCCAGAGUCAUGUAUCACUGACAGGACAAUAACCCAUCAGACACCUCACGCAACAUAUAAACCAUGCUUUACAUUAACAGAACAAGAAAAACUAGCUGCAUGCAAGCUGUUUAUUGGACAGUUAAAUAUUUGACCUCCAAUUUAUCAUUACGAAUAGAUAAGAAUCUAAUAAUAACAGAUACAGGGAUGAUGAAUUUAUCACAUUAGCUAUGCACAACGUUAAUACAAGUGACAUCGAUAUUUCAUGGCAACCAGCUCUUCAGUUAAAAUAACUGGCUCACAGAAAUUGAUGGCUAGUUUAAAAAAUUUCAAAACACUUUUA